CGGACAACCAUGGCUCCGGGACGCUCGCUUUUCAAAGUCCUCGGCAUUGGUGCCGGGCGACCCUGGCGCUCUGCCUCGACCAUCACCGCGCGCAAGCCCAAGCCGGCAGACCCAGGACGACGGUCGUUGUGCGACCUACCUGAUGAGAUCAUCAUGUUGAUCAUCCAACACGUGCAAGAUAUCAGCCCCGGAACCGUCGUUGUCCUGGCUUCGGCGAGCUCGCUCGUCUACACCAAGGCCCGCUACGUCCAACACCGGCACGUCGCCAUCAGUCUCAAGUUGAGCAAGGCCAAGAAUGAGAUUGCCUUCCUGAAAUACCUCUCCUCCAACGGCUUGUUGCCCGCCAUCCGCUCCCUUCGGUUUGUCGAGCUCGCCGACACCGAGCAGAAGGGCUACCAGUUUCCGACGCCUCUGUACGGCCUGAUCGACCAGAUGACUGGCCUCCUUGAUAUCCACUUGGACGCAUUCUGCUACCCCGUCCCCGCAUCACUACUCGAGAAUCUGAAAGGGCGUACUCGAGUCCGACUUCAUUUUUCUGUCACGACCUUCAAUGAGCAGACCGCAGCCAUUGUAGCCCGCGAAUUCACCAAUCUGACAGGCAGCCCGAAUCUUUAUUCACUUCGGGCCGACAUCCAGUACAUCCCCGCCAAGCAAUGCAUACAGACGACUCGGCCAUUGAAACAACUUUUAUUAUCAUGUCUCAACCUGCGCAAGCUCUCCCUUGACAUUUACAGGCAGCGCGAGGGCUGCCUACGGUAUGAACCUUGCGUCGAGUACUGCGGCCUUGGUCUGGUGGGCGAUGAGCAGUUGCCUCCAUUCGAGGAACUCGUUCUCCUCGAAUACCCCUGGGGCCGUGAUGGGAGUUCUGGCUUCCCAUGGGGUGUCAAAGGGUAUCCCGGCAAGAAAGAUGAAGUCGAGCAAGACUACUGGGCCAGCCAUUGUGACUGGUCCCAUCUACGCCGACUGGUUGAACCUAAGGGCUCGCUAGCACACCGGAUCGCGCAGCAGCUGACGGCGCUGCAUGAAGUUGACCUUUGCUCGACUCACGAGUUCCCGACUAUCUACAAGCACGACGAACGAGCCAUGAUACACUUCUUGGAGACCAUCCCCUCCAUGCUCGACUCCAUCACGGUGCCCAACUUUGCGUCUCUCAGCACUACCCCCAUCAUUAGACACGGAUCCCGUCUGCGCAGUCUAGAACUUGUCUGUCCCGUGCCUUACUGCCCUGGGCCGCCUGAAUCUCGAUGGACCGAGGGCAUAGCCGGCAUUCAAGCCCUCACGGAGCUCCGAGACGGACUCCCACGGCUCGAACAUCUCAGCAUUCACCUUGCCGCCGACGGCAACGACUGGUCGUACCCCACGCUAGACAUAGUAGCUGGUUUUCCGCGCCUACGGUCGGUCAAAUUCAACACCGCCUUGGCCGUUCCCCGGAGCGACGUCGACGCCCCGGCACCUCCACAUGUCACCGCAGCAUCCGCCGAAUCUCUCUUGCGCUACAUGCGUGAGCGCUCGACCACCGAGCCGCCGUCUCUGCAGCGGUUGCAUCUUGUCUCCGACAAUGGGUGGAGUGACCAAGGUGGCGUAUCCCCGGCCAGGGCUAACGCGACGGGCAUCGUCUGCCAGGUUAGCCACGACGAUCGCGACUGGACAGUGACGUGCACCAAGCUAGGCGAGGCGCUCAACGAAAAGCUGCGGCGCGUCGUCAGAGCUGGCGAGGCACCUUCGCCCGCGGACAUGGCCAGGAUUGACUUUAAGGUUGCGCUGGAAGGGCCGAUAUCCAGUUCAGUGUAUUGGGACAUGCAGAAAUCUGACCCGGGUCCGCACGGCGCCUUGUUUGGCUAACGGAUCCUUCUGCUUUCUAUGGUAUAUAGGUAGUGAGCCGGUGUCAUACACGGCAAGCAGAAGGAUCAAGGCUGCGUUGUAUGCUCUACUGUAUUGUCAAGACGCCGCAUCUCGUAUCAGUACCACACUGACCGCGAAUC
Parathielavia appendiculata is the source of this 1982-nucleotide messenger RNA. RefSeq lists its product as uncharacterized. Bases 10 to 1842 code for a protein of 610 amino acids. The record is from RefSeq and is a predicted model, not a curated record. The transcript has a single exon. NCBI's taxonomy places the organism in Eukaryota, Fungi, Ascomycota, Sordariomycetes, Sordariales, Chaetomiaceae.